Molecule: messenger RNA, 966 nt
Organism: Aspergillus pseudoviridinutans
Lineage: Eukaryota; Fungi; Ascomycota; Eurotiomycetes; Eurotiales; Aspergillaceae
Product: arabinan endo-1,5-alpha-L-arabinosidase
Exons: 4
Coding region: 1-966 (321 amino acids)
Biological process (GO): carbohydrate metabolic process
Molecular function (GO): arabinan endo-1,5-alpha-L-arabinosidase activity
Source: RefSeq, a predicted model, not a curated record
AUGUAUCUAUAUACGCUCAUCCUCCUCUUCCUGGCAUCCGUCAACGUCAACGCCUAUGCAAACCCCGGUGCUUGCUCAGGCGACUGCUGGACCCAUGAUCCUGGUCUGUACCAGCGUAAAUCCGACGGCAAAUACUUUCGCUUCGCAACGGGCGGAGGCAUCCAUGUCGCCUCGGCAAGCAGCCUCGAGGGCCCGUGGACGGACGACGGCUAUGUCCUACCCAACGGCUCCUCCAUCAACCUAAACGGGAAUACCAACCUCUGGGCCCCCGACGUGCACUACCAAAAUGGGACAUACUACCUCUACUACGCGGUUUCAUCGCUUGGCUCGCAGAACUCGGCCAUUGGAGUUGCAACCUCCAAGACCAUGGAAGCCGGCAGCUGGACCGACCAUGGCUCCACCGGUAUCCAGUCCACAUCUGCCAGCCCGUACAAUACCAUCGACGCCAACUGGAUCGCCGUCGGCGGCACCCAGUACCUCAACUUCGGCUCCUACUGGAAUGACCUGUUCCAGGUGGAGUUGGCCAGCGACCUCACAGUGAAGAGUGGCGCCACGCCAUACCAGAUCGCGUACAAUGCCAGCGGAAUCCAUCGCCAGGAGGCGGCCUUCAUGUUUGAGCGCAACAAUUACUUCUACUUGACCUUCUCCGGAGGUGUUGCGCUGGGUUACAAUGAUACUUGGCCGGCUCCGGGCGACGAGUACCAUAUCUCGGUUUGUCGGUCGACCUCGGCAACGGGGGGAUUCGUCGACAAGAACGGUGUUUCGUGCUUGAACAGUGGAGGAACCCUCUUGCUCGCCAGCCAUGAUUAUGUCUACGGUCCCGGCGGACAGGGUAUCCUCAACGACGCAAGCAAGGGGCUUGUCUUGUACUAUCACUAUGCGGACACGCGCAUCGGCAAGGCCGUCGAGGACUACCAGUUUGGAUGGAACCAGUUGACGUGGGAGAACGACUGGCCUAGUGUCUGA